AGAACCCCGCAUUUUGUAGGGUUUUCAAAGCACUUGCCCCGUUGCCCGCCCCCAUUGCAGCAAUGGGAGGAUAGGGGCUCACCCACAUACAUAGAUAGGCAAAGCUCAAAAGUCUUCUUUCUUCCUUUCUUGGUCCAGUUGAUUCUUUCAUACGCUUGGGUAUGUUUCGUCAUCUCUCUCAAAUCUGUUCUUUUUCUCUUAUAUGAAAACCCACAGUUUUAUUGAAGUUAGCGUCACGAUUUGGUAGGUUCCUGUUGAUUUGUUGAUGCCCCUCACUUUCCUGGGCCUUGUGGAAUGAUAGGGUAGUGAUUAGACUGCUUGGGCUUUGGUUUUAGGGAUGAAGAUUAGUACUUGAUUGCGAAGUCUUUUUUAUUCCGGAUAAUGAUGACGAAAAUGAGCACUGUGUCUCUUUUGACCAGGGGAAAAGAGCUCAGAUAAAGCUCUUAAAAAACGAAAAAGGAAAAUGUCCCCAGAGAUGGAGAUGGUAGUAAUAGUGUUUCUCAAUUGCAGGGAAAGUGAAAGACACAGAAGGCAAAAGAGUGCCAAACGCUCUUCAUUCUUCUCUCUUUAUUCCCCACUUUUUCGCCCACACGCUUUGUGCAAGGGUUAUGCGUCCAUUGUGUGCUGAACAAGUCUGUUUUUCUCCUUUCUAUAUUUAAACUACUUGAGGCCUGAAACUGUAGGAAAAAAGUUCAAAAAUUGUUCUAUGUUUAUGGGUAGGAGGGGUGAGGUAGGUGGGCAGGUGUUGGAUCUGGAGACUGCUGUUAAAGAUGGGAUUUUGGGAGGGGGUGGGGGAGGAGUUGGGGUGGUUGCUACUACUGAGAAGAACAUUACUCUGCAAAAAAUGAUCAAAGAACUCAACUCAAUUGAUGUCCCUUCAGUCUUCAUUUGCCCGAUUUCUUUAGAGCCAAUGCAAGAUCCGGUGACCCUUUGCACUGGUCAGACGUAUGAGAGGUCCAACAUUAUGAAAUGGUUGUCAUUGGGCCGCCCCAUUUGCCCCACCACAAUGCAAGACCUGUGGGAUGAUUCAAUCAUCCCAAACAGCACCUUACGCCACCUGAUUCACAGCUGGUUUUCCCAGAAGUAUUCCUCUCUAAAAAAGAGGUCUGGUGAUGUGGAAGGAAGAGUCUUGGAGCUUCUAGAGACAUUGAAGAAGAAGGUUAAGGGUCAGGCUAAAGUCCAGGCUUUAAUGGAAUUGAGGCAAUCUGUCACUGCCAAUGAUUCAGCUAAAAGAACUGUGGUCAACAACGGCGGACUAACUUUGAUUACUUCCAUGUUGGGUGGCUUUACUACACAUGUUGUUGCUUCAGAGACGAUUGCAAUUUUGGUGCAGUUGAAUCUGAGCCCGGAUUCGAAGGUGUGUUUGGCACAACCUAGCAAGAUUUCACUCUUGGUGGACACUUUGAACGAGGGGUCGAUUAAUACAAAGAUCAAUUGUGCAAAAUUGCUUGGAAUGUUGAUAGAAGGGAAAGCUCCUGAGUCAAAUAUAGCAACAAGUUUGAGCCUUUUAGUUGGGUUAUUAAGAUUAGUUAAGUUCAAGAAUCAGCCCGAACUGGUCUGGUCCGGUCUGCGGUUACUUAAGACAAUUUCAUCAUCAUAUGGUGAAUCAAGGCUCUUGAUGGUGCGGGUUGGAGCUAUCCCUCAAUUAGUAGACGCCUUACCCAACUUAAACCCAGAAUGCUUGGAGUUAGCCCUUCAUGUUAUAGAGUCUCUCUCAACAUGUCAAGAAGGUGCAUUGGCUUUAAAGGAUUGUAGUAGAACCAUUCGAAAUAUUGUGAAACUUGUGAUGAAUGUUCCGGAAAACUGUACACGGUUGGCUUUGUCGAUCUUGUUGGCAGUUUGCAAGAUUUCCCCGGAGGAGUGUUCUUCGGUGGCAGUUGAGGCAGGGCUAGCUGCAAAGCUCCUUCUUGUGAUUCAGAGUGGUUGCAAUCCAGAGUUGAAGCAACAAUCUGCUGAACUUUUGAAGCUUUGCAGUUUAAAUUACACAGAAACCAUUUUCAUAUCUACACAAGUGUGAAAUGGAAAAAAGGAUAGAAUAAGGCGGUUUUGUUUGUGUUAUUGAUAACUUGACAUACUGCCUUUGAUUGCCUGCCCAAUGUAAUUGUAAAGAUUGUAUUUGUAUGUUUUUCAGUUUCUUUUGUAGGUAUAAAGUCAACAAGUACAUUUGAUUCUUUAUCUCUAUACCAUGGGUUGAUUGCCAUUGUUAUUACAUUUUCUUUGCUUAACAGUCAUAAAUUUGUAUUUAAUGUGCUGUAUUUCUUUCUUCACCAUAGC
Cuscuta epithymum is the source of this 2274-nucleotide messenger RNA. The record is from the annotation of a GenBank genome assembly. Lineage: Eukaryota; Viridiplantae; Streptophyta; Magnoliopsida; Solanales; Convolvulaceae.